Molecule: messenger RNA, 381 nt
Organism: Eruca vesicaria subsp. sativa (arugula)
Lineage: Eukaryota; Viridiplantae; Streptophyta; Magnoliopsida; Brassicales; Brassicaceae
Source: the annotation of a GenBank genome assembly
AUGAUGUGGAAAAGAAUAGCUUUCAUCAAGAACUUAGCCAAGAAAGCGAAGAGCAUCAACAGGAGAGAAGACGACUCCGAUUCUCUUCUGGUCAGUGAGGCGGACGACACGUCUCAGGCAGUGGCAACGAAAGGUCCUACGGGAACGUUUGCGGUGUAUGUGGGGCAAGAGCGCGUGAAAUGCAUGGUGCCGACGAGCUAUUUGAGUCACCCUUUGUUCAGGAUGCUACUAGAGAAGUCACACGACGAGUUCCAUUGUUUCGAGGAGAAGGUUAUGUUGGUCGUCCCUUGUAGCCACUCCUUGUUCCAAGACGUUUUAAACGCCAUCGAGUCUUGUAAUGUCAACUUCGAUUUCGGCGAUUUUGUGGAGGAGUUUCUUUGA